UUGAAAGAGUACUUAAAUUAAUUUUAAAACGAUGGAGCAAAUUGACGAAAUCAAAGAAAUUCUAAUAAAAUAUUCAACAGCUGAAGAACUCUUGGAUAAAAAAUUACAAGAAAUAAAACAAGAAGAGCUGAAAUCGAAAAUAAACGAUGAUUGCAGUGAUAAAUCUUCCCAAGAGCCUUGUAAGCUUCUUAAUUUGGAAGAGGCAAAGCUCAGAAAUUCAAAUCUCAUCAAGUCAUUGGAAAUUUCCAAAGCCCGCUUGAGAUCCAGAUCGACGUUCUCACCCGUUGAACAAAUUCUACAACAGGCAAUUCAUAAUUACCGGAAGAAACCUGCAUUAUCUCAACUUCCAAGCUCAUAACUGUUACUCCUAUUAAACCAUUAAUAGAGACACGUCAUACCUACAUUCCUUUUUUUUAACUUAAUGUUUUAAAUCGAUAUUGAAAUAUAAUCAUGAUUUAAUAAAAAAGUAUGUUUUAUAUUUGUUAAAAGCUAAUAAAUUACCACAUGCGAAAAGCUUGCUUUGUCU
Messenger RNA from Episyrphus balteatus (marmalade hoverfly), 526 nucleotides. RefSeq lists its product as uncharacterized. The coding region runs from base 32 to 358 and encodes 108 amino acids. The transcript is spliced from 3 exons. The record is from RefSeq and is a predicted model, not a curated record. NCBI's taxonomy places the organism in Eukaryota, Metazoa, Arthropoda, Insecta, Diptera, Syrphidae.